Dimorphilus gyrociliatus is the source of this 2383-nucleotide messenger RNA. NCBI's taxonomy places the organism in Eukaryota, Metazoa, Annelida, Polychaeta, Dinophilidae. The record is from the annotation of a GenBank genome assembly.
GUAGUGUCAAAGAUAAUUGUAGCUGAAAGUUUGAUAGAAGAGAUGGAUAGAAAUAUUAAUAAAAAAGUUAUCUAUAUUUUUUCAAUGUUAAAUAUUGUGACACAAAUUUCUGGAGUACAAAUUUAUCAAGCUCCCAGUCGGGUUGUUGCUAAACUUGGUGAAACGUUGAAUAUACGAUACGGUCUCAGCAAAAUUAAUGGAAUUCAAUUAGAAAGGCUUUACAGUGAUGUUAAUCAGUUAAUUUAUAAAACUCCUAAUUUUACUGAUUACUACAAAAAUAGAUGGCAGGUGACACCUAGCGGAGAAAGUUCAACUUAUCUAUUCACAGUUAACAAUGUAAAAAAAAUUGAUGGUUUUAUAAUAAAUGCAACAGUUACUGAUGACAAUAGUGCUGAUUCUAAGACAACUGCAAUAGCCUUAUAUGAUUCUGAUCUAAGAAUUGUAAAAUAUCCUUUAACUGUUCAAGUUGAAGAUGAAAAAUUUGAUUUUAUCUGUGAAUUUAAUUUAUGGGGUUCAUCGAGUAUCAAUUUUGAAGUUAUGAUGAAAGAUAGACAGAUAAGCUCAUUUUCAACAAUAACCUAUACUGAUGGAUUAAUUACGUUAAAUAGUUCUAUUAUUGCAACAUGGGAUAUGAAUAAUGAAGCUUUCUAUUGUCAAUUAAAGUUAUAUAAAGAUGGAAAUGAUAAUUUUCUUUUAUUUAAAAGUAAAAAUCCUGUGAAAAUUAAAGUUGAAUACAAAGUUAGAGAUAUAAAUAUAGCAAAGGAUAUUAAGAAAGAUGAACUCAUUUGUUCAGCAAUAGGAAAUCCUAUUCCUAAAUAUGAAUGGAGAAUGGUAGCCAUUUUGGUUUUUCUUUUAUGUAAUCUGUGUUAAAAUUAUCACAAAUUUCUACAGAAAAAUGGUACAAUUGUUUCAACAGAUUCAAAACUGGUAAUUAAAGAUGAAUGGCAGGGUAAAAAUGAUUAUGAAUGUACAGCCUGGAAUAUUGUAAAAGAGAAAAGGAAUACAUUAACCAAAACAGUAUCAUAUUCAAAGUCAACUAGUGGUUCAUCAAAAACCAAUGAAAUUAAUUUAGUUAUUUUUUACUUAAUCAUUCUUCUAUCGGUCAUUUCUGUAUAAUUGCAUAAUUUGUUUUUCUAUUAAUAUUUGAAAUGUUGAGUAGUUUUUAAAUUGAAAAUUCAAAUAUUUAAAAACAAAUAACUUAAAGUUUCUUUUCCAUUUUGUAACCUGCAAAUGAAGAAAAAAAGGAAAAAGCAUGAGAAACUACUUAAUAUUUAAAAAUAUUAAUAAAAUAAUAUAAAAACCUUUUGCAUUGAUAAAAAUCUUUUGUGCGACUUGAAAUACGAUUGUAAAAAUGAAGUGGAUGAAGGUUUCGUUUGUAACCGAUAAUCCCGAUAAUCAAUGUUUAGACAAUGGCUUGAAAUUUAUCUGCAAUGGAUUAAAAGCAUCUGCAAAAUCUCUUUGGAGUAUUAAGUUUUCUAAAUGUGACUUGAUUUUCCCUUAAUUAGGGAAAUUGACAUAAGUUUAGUUAGUACAUUCAGUUGGGGAUUUGAUAAAAUAUGUAAGGAAUUAAAAUCGUCAUCUGGAUCCCUAUUGAAUAUUAAUUUACAAGGAUGGUCUUUACUUCCAAAACAAAGCCACUGGUUAUCUGAUCUAUUAAAAAAAUGCAGUAAUCAGUAAAAUGUUCAUCUAAGCUCCAACAGUGAACAAGGGGGUCGACAGAAAACGUCCACAAAUGAGAAAUUUCAAGACAAAAAUUUGGAUUGAGAAAUGGUUAGGCCAAAGAAAACAGCAACUGGUUUGUAGUUGAGAGGGUCCGUUCUGAGGGUUAGGGGUAAUGGAAAUGUUAGGUACAGCUAAGGGCUGAGUUAGGGUUAGGGUAAAAGCACUGAUUUGUGGACGUUUUCUGUCGUAUCCGUGAACAAGAAGUAUUUUAGGAUAUUUGUAUAGGCUUAAAACAUUCAUCUAAUACUCUUUUGAAACUAGACUUUAGUUAUACCAAAUUAAAAAAACAACAAGGUUACUAGCUUGGUGAUCUGUUGAAAGAUUGUCAUAAUUUACAGGAUAUUAAUUUAGCCGAUAAUGACAAACUUGGAAAAGGCAUGGAAAGUAUAUGCAAAGGAUUAUAAAGCUGUUCAAAAUCCCUUUGUACAGUAGACUUUUCUCUCUGUAAUUUGUCUGAAGGGCAAAGCUAUUGGUUAGGUGAUUUAUUGAAGGAAAUAUUGAAACACCAAUAUGAAUAUUCCAUAAAGUGAAUAACUAUAAUCCACUUAGCAGAGGCUAGAAAUUCUUCUUCAAUUUUUAUGUGAAGGUUUGAACAAUGAAUAUUGAAAAAAGUAUGACAUAUAAGCAGAUUUGUUCAACUUUACAUAUUGACAUCACCCAG